Messenger RNA from Ilyonectria robusta, 1335 nucleotides. RefSeq lists its product as uncharacterized. The transcript is spliced from 2 exons. The record is from RefSeq and is a predicted model, not a curated record. Lineage: Eukaryota; Fungi; Ascomycota; Sordariomycetes; Hypocreales; Nectriaceae. The coding region runs from base 1 to 1335 and encodes 444 amino acids.
AUGAGUAGCGAACCGAUCAAGACCUGCAUCUUCUUCAUGGAUAACUCCAACAUCUGGAUCCGGGCUCAAAAGUUGGCCGCGUCGGGCAAUGGCAACAUGCCCAAACUAAGAGGCGGCGACUCCGACCCGCGCCUCAGAAUUAGGAUCGGUAAAUUGGUCGACAUGCUCCGAAAUGACCGUUUCCAAGGUCCUUCGUUUCUUUAUGGGUCUGGGCUACGGCCCGAUAGUUCAGUAUUGGAAGAGUAUAGCAAAUUCAACUUCCAGUCCAAGAUCUACGAUCGCUACCAUGGUGCAGAGAAGGAGGUGGACACGUCUAUGGCGGCAGAUCUGGGCUAUGAGGCCGCUAAGCUCACAUUCGAGGCCAAGCCUUGGAACGUCAGACAACAGAAAGCCAACACCACGUUUGUCAUCACUACCGGAGACCGCGAUAUGCUCCCGCCUGUUAAGAAAGUGCUGGACUGUGGUAUCCGAGUGGAGCUCUGGGCCUGGAAGUCAGGGGCCUCAUCAGACUACUUGAAGUUGCAGUCCCAGAAUCCGCUACUCUCAGUAAGAUAUCUGGACUGUCUGUUCGAGGAAAUUUCCUUUAUGAAUUUUCACUCUACCCGAGAUGUUGAUGAAUUUGACCCUGGUAAAACGAUUAUACUCUGCUGCUCUGAUAUGCUGAGAAGAGAGGAUCUCGAAUCUUCCAUUUGCAAGCAGCUCGUUGAGUUCCGCUACUUAUUCUACAUCACGAUUUCCAAGACGGGGGAGGAUAUAAUUGUGGAGUUUCCGGGGAUUGAGAGCAUCGAGGGUAUGAUUGUCAAGGUACGAGACUUGUUUAAGGAUAUAUUAACUGUGCUGUCAUGGCCCGAAUACGCAAGUCAUCUCAAUGAGAAAACACCAGCCAUGCUCGAAGACAGUAACAGAUAUGCUCCGUUGGUGGAUGAGGAUGAGCGGCGCUCCACCGGCAACGAGGCAAAAGAAGGACACGAACCUGUCGAGAGCAAAGCCAAGUCGCACGGCAGUACCAACCAUGGGGGGAACGACGAGGUUCAACGUCUCGACGACGCCGACAAAGAAGACGACGGGCCCUGCACACGCCAAAGUCUGCCAUGCGCCGAAGGCAUCCGCUGCGCGAAACGAGGCGAUUGCGGGUCCCGGCACAGCGACCAGGAGCGGAAACUGUUCCAGAAAUAUCCAGAUCGGGAUUUCAGGUGGUGGAAAACGCAGGAGUGCCAGUUCAAAAGGUGCAAUAACCGCGGGAGAGAAUGCGGGUAUGCUCACGGAAAGGAAGAAGCAUGGUGCACAAGGUGCCGUUGUGAAGGUCACUUCCCUACAGAGUGCCCUUAUUGGUGA